Messenger RNA from Marchantia polymorpha subsp. ruderalis, 1193 nucleotides. The record is from the annotation of a GenBank genome assembly. NCBI's taxonomy places the organism in Eukaryota, Viridiplantae, Streptophyta, Marchantiopsida, Marchantiales, Marchantiaceae.
AAACAUCCACCGAUCGAGGACGAGGACAUAGACGAAGACUGGACUGUGGAAGUUGAGGGGCUGCAUUGGGCUUCGAUCGUGAGAGUGGCAAGCAUGGGAUCCAGGAAGGUGCACUUCCUGGCCUUGUGCCUGACGGCGAUGGCGCUCGUCAGCGUCGUGUCUGGGUACGCUUAUCAACAGCCCAAGAAACCUGUGUACCGGGCCAAGAAAUGCCAGCCAGCAGGUCACUUCGGCGCAGCGUGUGGCCUGUUCGUGAAGAAGACUUACUACUACGGCAGCUGGGCACCGUACCCGAAGUACCACUCGCUCUGCUGCGCACUCAUGCGCAAGGAAUCCACCACCUGCCUGUGCAACGCUGCCAAAUCGAAGUUCAAGUUCUCCGUCGAUCUGAAAAAGGUGCAGCAAGUCGCCAGAAAGUGUGGCAAGAAGCAGGCGGUCAAGUGCCAAGCUCGUAAACCGUAUUACUACAAAUCUCCGCCUCCUCCCAAGUACUACUACAAGUCGCCUCCUCCUCCCAAGUACAUGUACAAGUCCCCACCCCCACCAGCGUACAAGUAUAAGUCUCCUCCCCCACCAGCGUACAAGUACAGUUCUCCUCCACCUCCAGCGUACAAGUACAGUUCUCCUCCACCACCGGCGUACAAGUACAGUUCUCCUCCACCACCGGCGUACAAGUACAGUUCUCCCCCACCACCGGCGUACAAGUACAGUUCUCCACCACCACCGGCGUACAAAUACAGUUCUCCCCCACCACCGGCGUACAAGUACAGUUCUCCCCCACCACCGGCUUACAAGUACAGCUCCCCUCCUCCACCCCCAUACGUAUACAACUCCCCUCCACCGCCUCCUUACGUAUACAACUCACCUCCACCUCCAGCAUACGUAUACAGCUCCCCUCCACCGCCCGCGUACGAGAAUACCUCUCCUCCUUCGGAAGGGUACUAGGAGGAGUUCCGGUUUCAGAAACCGGCUGCGCUUUGAAACAGUCGGAACCGAGCUCUCUUGCCCGGAUGAUGAUGGGGACUAUUAUAUGAAUCUUCAGUUCGUAGACAUGUCCUUUCGAAUUAGUUACGUCGCAUUGAUUCAUUAUUUCAACGAUUUUAGAUAUAUUAGAUUAGAAUCCAUAUUAGAUUCACCGAUAUUUUUUUAAAUGAAUUUUAUUUUUAAUCAUAAUAAUUGUAUUUCACAAUUGG